AGAUCCUUCUAAGUUCUAAAACCCUAACUUUGGAAAAACCUCUCAAUCUUCAGCGAUGGCCCUUCUUCUCCACCUUAGAAGCAGAGCCAAAUCCAAUACUGUGUCAAACUCUUCUCUGCGCCACCAUCUCUUCUGUACUUCCAACUCCGGCGGCGGCGGCGACGGCGACGGCGAUCGAGAUCCUCCUACUUCGAACUCUCCUUUCUCUUCAUAUUUCAGAGAUGUCAAGGACAGGCUCAAACAACCCUCACCCUCACGAUCUACUCCAAAGCUCUCGGACACAAGGUCCUCGAGCUUUUCCUUCCCCGCUUCCUCCAAAUCCCAACCAUCUUCUCUCGAUGAGAUCCAAAAGAACUUAUCCGAGUUCCGCCGCCGCCGUACUUCAGUGCCUCCGCCUGGUGAUCCGUCGUCGGCGCCGCAGCAGCAAAUCUCAUUUCAGGAGAUCUAUAAGCGGGGGCAAAUUCAAGGCGAAUCCGCUGGAAAUGCUGCCAAUGUGGGAACUGCUAAGCCUGGCGGCGGUGGGGUCUCUUUCGAUGCGAUUCGUGAAAGCUUGCGGCAGAUUGGCGCCGGCGCCGGCGGUCGCAAGGGCAUGACGGGAUUGAAAGACGCAUUGAAUUUGAAGCCCUCGGGUUCGACGGUUAUCGGCGGUUCCGGUUCGUUGCCGGAUUCUGUUUUCGGCAGGGAGAUGAGGGAGAAGAGAGAGGGAGAUGGCUUCACGGCGGCGACGAAGACGGAGUUCGCGAAGAUGUAUAAUUAUGGGGAAUUGGGUGAGAAAUUGAGGAAAUUGAGACCUGAGGGAAAAGGAAAAGAGUGGUUUUCUCUUAGGGAGUUGAAUGAGAGGUUGAUGAGGUUGAGGGAGAUGGAGAAGAAGGAAGCUGAGUCUAAUGUCAAAAGAUUUUCCGUUGAGGAUGUCAGACAGGUCUUGACUGAGAUGAGUGAAGCUGAUGAAAAGAAAAAGAAAAAAUCACUGCAGAGAAUUGAUUUCUUGGGCCAGUUGGGUGGGACUCCAGCCUUCUUGCUGGAGCCUCCUAAAGAGCAUCUUGUUGAAAAGUACUUUCAUCCAGAUAAUAUGUCCUCAGCAGAAAAGUUGAAAAUUGAGCUCGCAAAGGUUAGAGAUGAGUUUAAAAUGUCGGAGUCAGAUUGUGGAUCUGCUCGCGUUCAAGUUGCACAACUCACAACUAAGAUUAAGCAUCUAUCAUCAGUUCUACACAAGAAGGAUGUGCAUUCUCGAAAAGGCCUGGUAGCAAUGGUUCAGAGGAGAAAAAGAUUACUGAAAUACCUCAGAAGAACUGACUGGGAAUCCUAUUGUUUUGUUAUCUCUAAGCUAGGUCUACGAGAUAAUCCUGAUUAUACUUAUAAAGGUCGAUCUGCUCAGGCAACGAGCUCAUAGGGUCACUCUGGUAGUAGGAUUGAAAAAAAAAAAAAAAAAACCUGAAUAACAUAAAAACCAAACUGGAAAAAAGAGAGAAAAAAAAUUACAAGCCAGCUGGGUAGUCCAGGUUUUAUCCAGUCCGAGUAACCAGGUCAAUCAGGGUUUGACUGUUUUAAACCAAACUGAACAAGUGACUGAGUCACCGGUUUUCCAGGUCAGGGUUUUCAACUACGAUUCACAUAUCAAUUCCUGAAAAAAUGCCCUAGUCCAAUUUUCUUUUUCUGUACUAGAUUAAGAUUCAUAUUAUGGUCAGCCCAUUUUAUUAUUUUUUACCAUUUCUGGGUUGAAUUUAUGAAAAAUGUUUAAUUUAUUGUACAUUAUUUAUUUUGUACGUUUUCUAAUUGGUCUG
Molecule: messenger RNA, 1781 nt
Organism: Gastrolobium bilobum
Lineage: Eukaryota; Viridiplantae; Streptophyta; Magnoliopsida; Fabales; Fabaceae
Exons: 5
Coding region: 56-1390 (444 amino acids)
Biological process (GO): translation
Cellular component (GO): ribosome
Molecular function (GO): structural constituent of ribosome
Source: RefSeq, a predicted model, not a curated record